CUCGACGUGUUCCAGGAAACGCCACUGAGGAACAGCCCCAGCCCUCCCAACAGCACUGGAGGCACGAUUGACAGCGAUAGCUGGGAUCCUCGCUUCAAUGACACCCCCUCCUCUGUCUCCCUGCCCACCAAGAACAGAAAGAACUUCAGUCAGCUUAAACGAGCAAAACCAUAUGGUUCCCUGUUCCAGCGGGCAAAGGCCAGCAACUUCCUGCCGGAGCGAAAACAAAUCGAUAAGAUCAGGAAGAAGAAAAAGCUGAAAAGGAGGGAAACAGAAGUGUCUGCAGAGGAGGACUACGAGGAGAAGCUGCUGGAGCUGGAGGCAGAGGACUCUUACGCAGAGACACCGAUGAGCCCCUCAUCAGAGGGCGACCCGCAGUCUGUGACCGAGCACUGCUCGGUGUGGGACUCUGACACCCCAUCCAGUGUGUCCUACCCCGCUGUGACAGCCGAGCAGACGGUGGAGAUCCAGAGUGUGGGCAAACGAACGGUCAUUCGGCAGGGCAAGCAGGUGGUCUUUCGGGAUGAGGACGGCACUGGUGACGAUGAGGACAUCAUGGUGGAUUCAGAUGACGACUCGUGGGACCUGGUCACUUGCUUCUGCAUGAAGCCUUUCGCCGGGCGGCCAAUGAUCGAGUGUAACGAGUGCCACACCUGGAUCCACCUCUCCUGCGCCAAAAUCCGCAAGUCGAAUGUCCCCGAGAUCUACAUCUGCCAGAAGUGCCGGGACUCCAAGUUUGACAUUCGCCGUUCGAACCGCUCCCGGACGGGCUCGCGCAGGCGCUUUCUGGACUAGGGGGAGGCGGUGCUGGUGCGCUGCGCGGGCGGGCGAGCCGUGGGUGCUGGCUGGGAGGCCGGGAAGGGCUUCCCCAAACUGCUGCUGCUUGGGCGGGAGAGCUGCCCGGCUGGCCCGCGGCGCAGGGACGAGGAAUCGCCAAGCCGCGGGCAGCUGGGGCUGGGAGAGGCCAACUGGUCAGAACUGCGGCGAGAUACUGACUGUCUCGAGGGACAGAUGAAGCUCUCUGAGCUCGGUGGAGUUUUGUCCGGUUACGAUGACUGGGUGAUGUCUGGGGAAUGUACAAUACCUUUGCCAUGGAGGUUUUCUCAUCCCAUUGGAAACUGCAAAUCCUCUCUGUGCUAGGAAACUCCUCCUCCAAAGAGGGAGGGGAGGAGGAGGAAGUCUAUGUGAAGAGUCUGAAAAGUAAAUGGCCCUGUGUUUUAAAUUCAAUGAAAUAUUAUACCUGCCCA
This is a messenger RNA of Manacus vitellinus (golden-collared manakin), 1247 nucleotides long. RefSeq names its product PHD finger protein 13 (gene PHF13). The transcript is spliced from 2 exons. The annotation marks the transcript as partial. Gene Ontology annotation, biological process: mitotic chromosome condensation. Gene Ontology annotation, molecular function: chromatin binding. NCBI's taxonomy places the organism in Eukaryota, Metazoa, Chordata, Aves, Passeriformes, Pipridae. The record is from RefSeq and is a predicted model, not a curated record.